Molecule: messenger RNA, 3501 nt
Organism: Xyrauchen texanus (razorback sucker)
Lineage: Eukaryota; Metazoa; Chordata; Actinopteri; Cypriniformes; Catostomidae
Exons: 15
Coding region: 365-2590 (741 amino acids)
Biological process (GO): immune response
Cellular component (GO): external side of plasma membrane
Source: RefSeq, a predicted model, not a curated record
UUAGAUGACACCACAGUGGCACUGCAGUUCACAAACAAUGUGAUACAUUCAAAGAGAGAAUACAAAUCAAGGUGAGCUGGUUUAUUAUUGCUGAGGACCGGGCUGAAACUGUGUUUGACAUCCGUUACCAAGGUAAAAGUUGUGGCCUAUUUUUAGUGUAUGUGUGUGUGUGUGUGUGUGAGUGUGUAAGGUGUAAAUGUUGCUUACCAAAAGCAUUAUUUAAAAUUUUUUUUAUUUAAAGCUAACCAUUAACAACUGUAAAAGCUAACCAUUAACAACUGUAAAGCUCAGUGAACACCCUUUCAGUAACUCACACAGGAGUUGAUCUUAUCAUCCAUAUACAGUUACAUUAAAGGUCGGCAAUAUGGACAAAAUUCUUCAGAUUCUUCUGCUUUCACUUCCAACAGUUGCUCCAAAUGGUUCUCAUUCUUUGUGGGUGCUUGCAACUUACAUUAAAGGACAAACACCAUUUCCUGAAUUCAGUUAUGUUUCGAUGUUGGAUGAUGUCAGAGUUCUGUAUUAUAAUGGUGAGACGAAGACUCUCAUUCCAAGAGGAAAUACAACCACUGAAGACACGGUGUUUGAUUCAAAUCAACUUAUCACCAUUAGUGACUAUAUACAAGCAUCUUUUAUAAACAAAUGGGCAGUAGCAACAAACAACUUAAAUAAAACUGAUGGUGUUCUUGCCUUUCAAAGACUGGUUUUAUGUGAGCUGAGGGACAGCGGUGAACCGGGACAAAUGAUCACACGGGAUGCUUUCAGAGGCUCCACCACAGAUGAGUUGCGAUAUUUUGACAAGAAGUUUACAUACCAUGGCACCUUAAAUGUCACAGCACAAGUGCUGAAAAUCCAUCUUGACUUCUCCAUGUGGCGUCAUGAAAAUUUAUACCAACCAUUUUGCAUUAAAACUCUCAAAGGUUACCUUGAAAAGAGGAAAAAUCAAGUAAAUAGAAAAGUGAAACCCAGAGUCAGACUCAUCCAGAAAGCAAACGCAGAUUCUGGCGGGUCAUGGGUGAGUUGUUUGGCAACAGGAUUUUACCCUCGUCACAUCAACCUGACCCUGUUCAGAGAUGGACAGCCUGUGUCUGAUCAUGAGAUCACUGGAGGAGAUCUGCUGCCCAAUGGUGACGGGACGUACCAGAUGAGGAAGAAUCUGGAGAUCAGUGCAGAGGAACAGAGAGAGAAACACAAAUACACCUGCUCUACUACACACCUCAGUCUGGACAACAAACUGGACAUCAGUUUGGAGUAUGAUCAUGGAAAACCAUUCAAAUCAGUGAUUCCUUCAUUCCUAACGGUUAUGGCACUGGUGUUGGUCUUUGGGACUGUGGCUGCUGUAUGGAGAAAGCGACAUAAAUCUUCUUCUAAAAGUGAAUACUCCUCUCCAUCUAUGAAACCCCGAGUCAGACUCAUGCAGAAAUCAAGCACAGAUUCUGGAGGGUCUCGUGUGAGUUGUCUGGCCACAGGAUUUUACCCUUGUCGCAUCAAUCUGACCUUGUUAAGAGAUGUGCAGCCUGUAUCUGAUCAUAAGAUCACUGAAGGAGAUCUGCUGCCAAUGAUGACGGGACGUAACCUGUUAUUUUUUUCAGGUUCUCAUUCUUUGUGGGUGGUUGCAACUUACAUUAAAGGACAAACGCCAUUUCCUGAAUUCAGUUAUGUUUUGAUGUUGGAUGAUGUCAGAGUUCUGUAUUAUAAUGGUGAGACGAAGACUCUCAUUCCAAGAGGAAAUACAACCACUGAAGACACGGUGUUUGAUUCAAAUAUUUUAAUCUCCAUAAGUGACAAUAUGCAUGCAGCUUCUAUGAGAAAAUUGGCAAUAAUUGACAACUUAAAUAAAACUGAUGGUGUUCUUGCCAUUCAGGGACUUUGUUUAUGUGAGCUGAGGGACAGCGGUGAACCGGGACAAAUGAUCACACGGAACGGUUUCAGAGGCUCCACCACAGAUGAGUUGCGAUAUCUUGACAAGAAGUUUACAUACCAUGGCACCUUAAAUGUCACAGCACAAGUGCUGAAAAUCCAUCUUGACUUCUCCAUGUGGCGUCAUGAAAAUGUAUACCAACCAUUCUGCAUUAAAACUCUCAAAGGUUACCUUGAAAAGAGGAAAAAUCAAGUAAAUAGAAAAGUGAAACCCAGAGUCAGACUCAUCCAGAAAGCAAACGCAGAUUCUGGUGGGUCAUGGGUGACUUGUUUGGCAACAGGAUUUUACCCCCGUCACAUCAACCUGACCCUGUUUAGAGAUGGACAGCCUGUGUCUGAUCAUGAGAUCACUGGAGGAGAUCUGCUGCCCAAUGGUGACGGGACGUACCAAAUGAGGAAGAGUCUGGAGAUCAGUGCAGAGGAACAGAGAGAGAAACACAAAUACACCUGCUCUACUACACACCUCAGUCUGGACAACAAACUGGACAUCAGUUUGGAGUAUGAUCAUGGGAAACCAUUCACAUCAGUGAUUCCUUCUGUCCUAACGGUUGUGGCACUGGUGUUGGUCUUUGGGACUCUGGCUGCUGUAUGGAGAAAGCGACAUAAAUCUUCUAUUAAAAGUGAAUACUCCUCUCCAUCUACAUCUGAAGAAAGUGUGGACACAGCAUCGUAACCUCAUCUUCCACCUUUAGAUUCACUAGUGCAUACUGACAACUCCAUCAGCCCCCAAAUACCGACUGUUCCGAAUUGUAUUGACUGGCUCAUGCUCCAUGUGUUUCAGGAGCAAGGAAUAAGGAGACAGGAGCCAAGGGUGCAACAGACAGAGUGCAGAAGAGCUUCCUGCAUCAGCAGAGCCCUAUUUAGCUAUGCUUGCGUAGGGUGUGUUCAACCUAAGGCCUUAAAGGCUUCCUACUUGGUGAUUCUUUACUUAUCUAGUUUCUAACACUGUGUUAUGCAAGCUAUGCAAGCACAGAGAAUGGAAAGACAGAGUUUCAUAUGAUAUGGCAGAGAGAUGUCAAUGUCAUCUGUCAAUGUCAUCUGAGAUGUCAAUGAGGGGGGAAUACAUCAUUCCCCCCUCUCGAUAAUGGAUAAUAAUCACCAGUACCUCCCCUCUGUCAUUGGAAGGAGAGGGGCAGAACUAGUUGUUAUACUCUUUAACAAACAAAAUAUAUUAGGAGCUGCAAAGAUUACACAGAUAAGGUGAAACAAUUUGAAAAAAAAAAAAACUACAAGUACUCAUGUCAUGGUGUCAAGACGCAGCACAGAACAAACUUGAUUUUCUAGUAGAUUCUUGAACACGGAGCUUGAAAAUAGCAAUUGAUAAAAUGGACAGACUUCUGCUCCUGUUUCUGUUUUCACUACCAACAACAGCUCCAAAGGGCUCUCACUCUUUGAGGGUACUUGCAACUUUCAUUGAAGGGCAGUCACCGUUUCCUGCAUUCAGUUUUACAUAAUAUGUUGGAUGAUAUCACAGUUGGGCACUAUGAUUCAGAUAGGAAGCUCUAUUUUGUGAGAGGAAAUACAACAGAAGAUGCUUUUGACCAAAAUUAUCACAGGAGCGUAAAUGACAUAAUGUAUAAUUCU